GUAUAUAUAUACUCCCAAGCAAAGGCAAAGUUCAGCUAAAGUGUCUUUGCAGAUCCAAUCGACCGAACAAUCGCCAAUAAUUAAGCUAAAGCCAGUAGCUAAGCUAAGCUAGUCUAGCUAAGUCCCCCUAGCUAAUCAACCGAGAGAGAAAUGGUGGAGAAGACAGCAGGCGGCCAUGGCGCCGAGGCGGCGAAGGAGCGGAAGGGGCUGUGGUCGCCGGAGGAGGACGAGCGGCUGUACGCGCGGAUCACGCGGCACGGCGUGUCGACUUGGAGCUCGGUGGCGCAGCUGGCCGGGCUGCGGCGGAGCGGCAAGAGCUGCCGGCUCCGGUGGAUGAACUACCUCCGCCCGGACCUCAAGAAGGAGCCCAUCUCCAAGCGCGAGCAAGACACCAUCGUCUCCCUCCAGAAAUCCCUCGGCAACAGGUGGUCGGUGAUCGCGGCGAGGAUGCCGGGGAGGACGGACAACGAGAUCAAGAACUACUGGAACUCGCGCAUCAGGAAGCGCCAGAGCGUCGUCCUCACCAGCUCCGGCGACGGCGGCGGCGCUAAUGGUGACCCCCCGGCCGCCGCCGCCGCCGAGACCCAGCACGAGCUAGCACUAGCAGAAUCACCGGCCGGAGAGAAGAAAGAGCCGUUUAGCGCCGCGGCGGCGCCGCCUGCUGUGCCGCCGGCACGGUUCCCGGUGUUCGCGUGCCAGAUACCCGCCGGCAGCGCCAUUAAUGCGGCGCCUCAGUCCACGACGACCACGGCGCACGAGCACAACGGCGCGGGCUCAGAGAGCGAGGUGAGCGUCGGCGGCGGCGAGGAGCACUGCUACUACUACUACCGCGGCGGCGACGGCGACAUGGACAUGUUCGGGCACCUGCUCUCGUUCGACGACCUCGAGUACCCGGCGGCGGGGGCGGCCGGUGGUGAUCUUCUCAUGGAUGCGUGGGAGAGCCAGCUUUACUGCGCGAAUUCGGGAGGGAGCUCCGUUGAUUGAUUUAGCGAAGUGUGCGUGUGAUCGAGGGGAUUAGUCUGUUUGUUGGUAAAUUUGUUGGGUUUGUUGGAUGUUAAUUUCGUUUUGUAUGUACGCCUAGCCUAGGCAUUAUUCAGCUCUCUCUCGUGCACAGCCAAUCCCGAAUCCUUUUUUGUUGAGUUAAUUCAUCCAGUUGAU
This is a messenger RNA of Brachypodium distachyon (stiff brome), 1158 nucleotides long. Its product is annotated as transcription factor MYB4. NCBI's taxonomy places the organism in Eukaryota, Viridiplantae, Streptophyta, Magnoliopsida, Poales, Poaceae. The transcript is spliced from 2 exons. The record is from RefSeq and is a predicted model, not a curated record. The coding region runs from base 151 to 984 and encodes 277 amino acids. Gene Ontology annotation, biological process: regulation of stomatal movement.